This is a messenger RNA of Ilyonectria robusta, 931 nucleotides long. RefSeq lists its product as uncharacterized. The transcript has a single exon. The record is from RefSeq and is a predicted model, not a curated record. Bases 91 to 822 code for a protein of 243 amino acids. Lineage: Eukaryota; Fungi; Ascomycota; Sordariomycetes; Hypocreales; Nectriaceae.
GACGUCAGGGGCUCGAGGAGACGACGUGAUGACGGCGGCGGAGCGAAUGAAUGAUUGCGUUUGGAAUCGAGAGCGGAGGACGUCGCGGCGAUGAGGGACACGCGGGGAUCGUCGUGGGCAGGCGAUUUGGGGAGAGGGGGCGAGCCUGGCGAGACGGUGGAUUCUGUCGGGGGGCGAGCCAGAGUCGACGCGGGAGCGAGACAGCGGCUGGGGCGGGAGCGGAAGCUGGAGCUGGGAGCUAGAGACAGGCGAAGAAGUGCGAGAGCCGAGGAGGGCAGUCGAGAGGGAAACUAUCGCGGCGUCGCCUCCCACGCAGGAGGAUGUAGAAGCACUGAACCAGCCAGGACUCGGGUGUCGGAAUAUGGGCGGUGCGUGCGGUGCGAUUCUGCAGUCGGGUGCGGUGCUGGCUCCUUGCGCUGGCGCUGGCACUGGCGCAGCAAGACGGGGCGUGCGUGCGGUGUGUCGCUGCUGAUGCUGGCGGAGAUGUGUCUUGACGAGGGAGGAGAGGGAGGGAGAGAGGGAGAGGGAGACGGCCGGAGGGAUAGGAUAACGAAACGGCGCGGCGGAUUGUCGUCGCUGGACGCUGGUUCGAGGUCGUGGUCGUGGCAGUGGCAGUGGCAGUUGUCGUUGGGCGCCGGCGGAGGGAUGUUGUGCUUUGCGGGGGGGGAAAGCUCGAGGACGCGCCGUUAUUCGUUCUUGGAGGCGGGAGGGAGACGACAGUGGAGGAGUCGACUCUCAGGGCAGGCCAAUCGAGUUGGGCCCAGCGCGGUGCGAUGCAGUCCAGGUUGUCAAGGCGGCUGGUGCGUGCUUCGGGGCUGCUAGGUGUUUGCUUUGGGGGGUCUUUUGGGCGUUGGCGCGCUGGAGCCGGGCAGUCAACUGGGGCUGGGGUGGGUUGGAGUGGGCUGGUGGUGGAGUGGGCGGUGAAAAUCAG